Messenger RNA from Aspergillus homomorphus CBS 101889, 996 nucleotides. RefSeq names its product RBM8 family RNA-binding protein. Gene Ontology annotation, cellular component: cytoplasm; exon-exon junction complex; nucleus. The record is from RefSeq and is a predicted model, not a curated record. Gene Ontology annotation, biological process: RNA splicing. The transcript has 3 exons. Gene Ontology annotation, molecular function: mRNA binding. Lineage: Eukaryota; Fungi; Ascomycota; Eurotiomycetes; Eurotiales; Aspergillaceae. The coding region runs from base 85 to 576 and encodes 163 amino acids.
GUCCGACCAUUGCUCCUCCUCAAAGCACCUACCUGAAAGCUACUUCUCCCCGUGGCAUCCAGCUGCUACUCUCAUAUCGUCACCAUGUCUACAGAAAUGGAAGUCGACCCGCCGGUGUUGCAACAAGAAGAGGAAGAAGCUCCCGCGCAGUCAAGCAAUGGUAGCCACGAUCCGAGAACACAGGCGAACGCCGUCGCAGUACGCAGUAUCGAGGGAUGGAUUAUCAUCGUGACCAACAUCCACGAAGAGGCCUCCGAGGAAGACGUUACAGAUCUGUUCGCCGAGUACGGAGAAAUCAAGAACUUCAGUUUGAACUUGGACCGCCGGACGGGUUACGUCAAGGGGUAUGCCUUGAUCGAGUACUCAACCCUCCCCGAAGCAUCGGAAGCCAUCAAAGCCUUGAACGGCUCCAAAUUGCUGGAUCAAACCAUCUCUGUCGAUUUCGCAUUCGUUAGGCCACCUCCCUCGAACAAAGGCAAGGGUGGAGGACACAGAGGCGGACGGGGUGGUGGAAGAAACCGCAGCAGAAGCCGUGAGAGGAGCCGCAGCCCUGGAGCCGAGGAUGCACGGGACUAAGCCCGUCGUGAUAUCGGUGUGUUGAGAGAGUAUCUUCUAUUCGAUUCAUCUCUCAGGCUAUGCGUGCGCCGGAACCUUGGUCUACGCUUGCUCCAAAACCCCUCCAGUAUUGGAAUUCUGCUUUUCUGCGCUUGCACUACAAUAAGGAUCGCUGGCUGUUGAGGAUUGUCCAAACUCGAGAUACUAGAAGCUGGCUCAACUAGAUUGCCUAAGGGGCCGGGAAGCAGGACAAAGCCGGCAUUGUCUCCUGAAACGUUCAUGUUAUGCGCGUCGCCUGACGGAGACAUCACAGGAGAUCUGCCGGCGUCAUGAGGUUUCGACGAUAUGAAACAUCCAGCCUGAAUGCAUGAUGUUACAGAGCUAGAUAUCCCGUUAUGUCUACUAGCGUUUAUUUAAUCUUUAUGUGUCGGUUGAGCCCAC